CAAUCUGAGGUGGGUGGGCGUGAGGCGGGAGUUAAUGGGCAGGGGCCAACAAGGCACAACUACCGCUAACAGGCGAUUCUCUAGCAGCAAAUUUGAGGUGACCAUUGGUCGUCGCAUUGGUCUCUACAGAUUCUGUGGCGACAUCGGUCGCGGCAACUUCUCAAAAGUCAAAUUGGCUGUGCAUCAGCUAACGCGUGACAAAGUGGCCAUUAAGGUGGUGGAUCUGGAUCGUGCUGGACUCGAUGCCAAGGCGCUGCGCAUGCUCUCCAGCGAGAUAGCCACACUCGAGUGUGUUCAUCAUCCAAAUAUAUUGAGGCUCUUUGAGGUGGUGGAGACCUUGGGCCGUGUCUAUUUGGUCACCGAGUGGAUACGCGGCGGUGAGCUGUACAAUCACAUCACCCAAGGCGGUCCACUGAGGGAGAUACACGCGGCGCCGCUCUUCAAGCAGCUGCUGCUGGCUGUCAAGCAUAUGCACAGUCUUGGCUAUGUGCAUCGCGAUAUUAAGGCGGAGAAUGUGCUGCUGCUGUCCGAGGAUCGCCUCAAGCUGGCCGACUUUGGUUUCAGCACACAACUCAUCAAUGGUGCCAAUCAAAAGCUGGAUACAUUUUGUGGCUCACCGCCCUAUGCCGCGCCCGAGCUCUUCUCCGAUGAUCAUUACAUAGGCGCACCCGUGGAUGUCUGGGCCUUGGGCAUUCUGCUGUACUUUAUGGUCGUUGGAAACAUGCCUUUCCGGGCACCCACCAUACCCGGCCUCAAGUCAGCUAUACUUAAGGGCGAUUAUCUGCUGCCGGGACAACUCAGUUUGCCAUGCAUAAGACUAAUACAGCGCGUUCUGAUACACAUACCCGCCCAGCGGCCCACCAUCGAUGACAUGCUGAACAGUCAGUUUGUGACGUGCCCCAAACUCAGCGCCGAUCUCAUGCAGUACGAGAUUAAUUUGCACAGCAAACCCGUCAAGCGUUCCAUCUUUUGGGUGCGCACCAAGUCGCAUCGCUUGAGGAAGUCCGCCUCGUUGCGCGAUCGCUACGCGGAGGUGGUCAAGAAGCCGGCCAUCAGCAUGAACACGCGACAGCAGGACGAAAUGUUUGUGCAGAACUUCCUGCAGCCCAUUGAGCUGGGGCAUGAGCUGCUGCUGCAGCCACCAAACCAUCUGAAGGAAGCCACCGCGGAGCCUGUGAAACGCCCCGCCAGGCGUUAUCUGCUCUGCGGCACGCUCAAGAAAAAGGUCACGCCCAUGGAAACGGAGCCCGAGAAGCAGCUCUCGACAGCAGCUAAGAUAAAUCCCUGGAACGUGGAGGUGGCCGAGGAUUGUCCGCUGUUCAAGAACUACGACGCGGAGACGGGCAGCUGUGUGAUGCUGCCCACAGCCACCGAAGAUCUCAGCCAGUUGGGCGCCCUCGAGUUCGAGGCACGCCAGCUGCUGUCCGAGCUGGGACUCUCCUCCGAGAUGCUGCUCAAUGCGCGACAGAGUGGCCCGCGCUCGGACAUCAUUGGCGCCUAUCGCAUUGUGGUGAAUCGACUGCAAAAACAAUCCUGGCUGGCGCGCAAGCACGUGGAAAUGGCGCUGCACAGUGAGCCCAAGGUGGAGAAGCGCAUCGAACGCUCCUGCUGCAUACUCUAAAGGGGGUUUUCUGCUGGAAAAACCUGUUGAAUGUUUAUAAAUUACUCAAAUGGUUCUGGGGAGAGCUGGAGAAGGUUUCCUUAACCCCUGUGGGUAGUAGAACUUGACUUUUCAUAGCAUACUUAGUGGGGCAGCAGAGGAAUUUUUGUGAAAAGAAAGGCAUAAAUGUUCCAUAAUUAAUUUGUUUUUAUAGAAAAGAUUGCUCAAAAUUUCACGCACUUUCGAGUAUCAAUUGGCGUGAAGAAACCACUAAGAAAUAGCAA
This is a messenger RNA of Drosophila subobscura, 1884 nucleotides long. Its product is annotated as serine/threonine-protein kinase MARK1. Gene Ontology annotation, biological process: intracellular signal transduction; microtubule cytoskeleton organization; protein phosphorylation. Gene Ontology annotation, molecular function: ATP binding; tau-protein kinase activity; protein serine/threonine kinase activity. Gene Ontology annotation, cellular component: cytoplasm. The coding region runs from base 35 to 1621 and encodes 528 amino acids. Lineage: Eukaryota; Metazoa; Arthropoda; Insecta; Diptera; Drosophilidae. The transcript is spliced from 7 exons. The record is from RefSeq and is a predicted model, not a curated record.